Messenger RNA from Arabidopsis arenosa, 1622 nucleotides. NCBI's taxonomy places the organism in Eukaryota, Viridiplantae, Streptophyta, Magnoliopsida, Brassicales, Brassicaceae. The record is from the annotation of a GenBank genome assembly.
AAAUACCCUUCCGAUUACUCUCAAAGAAAUGAAGAAUCUCCCAAGAAUCAAACCGUUGUCACGUUACUGAGACCUCUCUCUCGUCGCCUCCUCGCUCUGCCGCCGUCGCGUCGUUGUCCCUAUUUGCCUCCACCGCCGGUGAGUUCUCAAUCUUGGAAUAUUGUGGAGUUUGUGGUGUACACAAGAAGGUAUGUGCGGAUGAAUCUUCUUUCAACAUAUUCGUGUGCUGAAAGAUAUGAAUUCCCAAGCAGAAGUAGAGCAAUGGGAAGCUCUUGAUCUGGGUGAUUCUGAACUCCCGUCCUUUCUCCGCCCUUGCAAACGCAAAUCUCCGUCGAGGUCUCUGCAACCGCCUGCGCAACAACAUAAUCCAAAGGCGGGUUUUAAUAGUAACACAAAUCACCGUCAGACUCUUAGGCGCUGCUCCUCGCCGGAUCAUUUUCUUGAGGAGAGUUAUUCCCGCUCCUUAAUUCCAGGACCUGCUGGAGUUGUUCAAGUUGCAAUCCGCAGGAAGAUGAAUAAGGAUCCAAAAUCGUUUAAUGAGCACGGAGAACCAAUUCCAACUCAAGAGUUCCUACGUAAGGCUGCGGAAGAGCCUGAUUGGGAAGACAAGGAUUUCUCUGAUGACCCGUGGGUCUCUGCUGUUGAUUACAUCAGAAGUGAAGGUUUGUUGAGCAAUGGUGGAAAUGCUAUAGGGACACCAGUGAGCGAGAUUAAGAGCAGAUGUGACAGCUGGGGUAGAGUUGAUCAGGUCGUGGCUAUUGUCAAAACUUUCACUCCAAAUGGUCUAGGUGAUGUCAUGGUGACCCUUAAGGAUCCCACUGGAACAAUUGAUGCCAGCGUGCACAGAAAAGUUAUCUCCGAGAGUGAGUUUGGAAGAGAUAUAAGAGUUGGUGCAGUGGUGAUACUUAAGCAGAUUGCAGUCUGCGCACCUUGUCGGUCGUCAACUUAUCUUAACAUAACACUGAAGAACAUCUCCAAGGUUAUCACAAAGGAUACUCCUGUUUUACCAAUGCAGAACAAUUCGGAACCGAGUGCCAAGAAUCCUGUUCCUGUGAAUGAAAACGAGGAAUAUUUGCGACUGCAACCCAAAGCGUUUAUUGUGGAGCAAGGAACUACUCAAGGAAUUAUGAACAAUCUCAGACAAAAUGUGAAAGGAAACAGUGAAGCACUCAAUGAUGUAGAAAUGGUAGACAUUAAUCCAGCAGAGGGAAGUAACUUCUGUCCAAAAAAGGAUGUGACCAAGAAUCAGUGUGAAGUUAGAAUGGAGCAGACUCUCUUGGGAAAACAUGAUUUAAUCAGCCAAUCAGAGCAGCAACUAUGUCAAGAUGUAGCUACUGAGACUGAUACAGCUGAUGGCAUUAGACCCGCGAAACAGAUCAGAAGAAGUCGUGAACCACACAUUGAUGAGCAAGAGAAUAUAAUGGGGAACUCUGAUGAAGUUACAACUCGAACUACGGUCCACAAAUCUCAAUUGAUGGCGUCAACAAUCUCGUUGCCACAGUGGACGGACGAGCAACUUGAAGAACUCUUUGCUUUUGACUGAAAAAGACAGUUUGGAUUUCUUUUGAUUUCGGAACAAUUUCACUUAUCUAGAUAGAGAGCAAUGAAAUAGAAUGUAAAGC